Messenger RNA from Penicillium subrubescens, 663 nucleotides. RefSeq lists its product as uncharacterized. Lineage: Eukaryota; Fungi; Ascomycota; Eurotiomycetes; Eurotiales; Aspergillaceae. The coding region runs from base 1 to 663 and encodes 220 amino acids. The transcript has a single exon. The record is from RefSeq and is a predicted model, not a curated record. Gene Ontology annotation, molecular function: protein dimerization activity.
AUGGCGGCGCGUAUGUUUGAAGAGCUCCGUUCUAUACUUCUCGCUAUUAAGGAACGACGAGGCGAGUGGCAGAAAACCUCGGCAGCAAUAACCAUUUCUGUUUCCGACGGAAUCUCACUCCUGGAGAGGUACCACGACUGUGUUAAAGACAACGAUAUAUACUAUAUCGCAAGUAUUCUGGAUCCUCGAAUCAAGACCAAGUGGCUCAAAACGCUACUAGAUGGAGACAAGAUUAUCGACCGAAUCAGGGCGUUCCUGAAGAAAGUAUAUCACACCCCGGAACAGCCUGUAUCGACUGCUCUAAGCACCAAUUACAAGAGCUUCGAAUAUCGAUUUUUGGAGGCCUUUCAGCCAACGCAGUGUAACGUCGCUGAGUUAGAUAUCGACCAGUAUUUCGAUACUCCUACAAUCAGCACUGGUUUCGAAACAAGCCAGAGCCAGACUGAAUUUAUACGGGACUGGUGGAAGGCCAACAGGCUUGAAUUUACUUGUAUGGCCAAGGCAGCACAAGAUCACCUUGCUAUACCAGCAGCGGAGGUAGAUAUAGAGAGAUUAUUCAAUGGCGGGAGAGAUGUACUGGGAAUUCGACGUUUCUCUAUGAAAGGCAAGACUCUUGGGACCUUAAUAAGGCUGAAAGAUGCUGCACGUUGGAAGUCUGAAUAG